GAAAGGCCUAUAAAUGCGGUGCAGGAGAGUUCAGUAGCACCCAUCUCAGACCAAGUCCAAACCAAGAGGCCUCCUCUGUCUUACUCAUCGUUUUUAACUCCUCUGGAAUCUCAUCAUGGAUAUCCCCAUCCAGUACCCCUGGUACCGCCGGGCCUUCCCACUUCGAUUCUCUGACCUCCCUUUGGCAGAACCUCUCACCGAUUGGCCACUAUACUGGCCUUUUCCCUGGUCCUUCCCCUGGAUGCGCCCUUCAUUCCUGCGCUGGUUCAACUGGCCUGACAAUGGACACAGUGAGAUGCGUAUUGAAAAGGAUCGCUACGUCAUUUAUCUGGAUGUGAAGCACUUCUCACCCGAAGAGCUGUCUGUCAAUGUCACCGACGAGUACAUCAUAAUACACGGCAAACACGAUGGCAGACAGGACGACCACGGCUUUGUGUCAAGGGAGUUUGAGAGGAAGUACAAGCUUCCUGCUGGCGUGUCAUGUGCCGAAGUCACCUCCUGUCUGUCAGUCGAUGGUAUCCUUACAAUCACUGCGCCUCGGUCAUCCUCCACCCCAGAGCGCAAUAUUCCUAUCUCCUGUGAAGAUGGAACACCAAAACAGAAAAUGUAGAGCAGAAUCUGACGCUCCUCACACUGUUUCACUACUAACCCCCAGUGCUGCCUGUUUUUAUAUUUAACCUGUUACUAUUAUGUUGGCAGUUUAAUUCAUAUAUACAGUAGGUGGGGCAUACAGGUCUAGAUGUCUAUAAGUGCAAGUGCCUUCUAA
Messenger RNA from Epinephelus fuscoguttatus (brown-marbled grouper), 766 nucleotides. Its product is annotated as alpha-crystallin A chain-like. Gene Ontology annotation, biological process: protein refolding; response to heat. Gene Ontology annotation, molecular function: protein folding chaperone. The record is from RefSeq and is a predicted model, not a curated record. NCBI's taxonomy places the organism in Eukaryota, Metazoa, Chordata, Actinopteri, Perciformes, Serranidae. The transcript is spliced from 3 exons. Bases 116 to 610 code for a protein of 164 amino acids.